Cordyceps militaris CM01 is the source of this 237-nucleotide messenger RNA. RefSeq lists its product as uncharacterized. Lineage: Eukaryota; Fungi; Ascomycota; Sordariomycetes; Hypocreales; Cordycipitaceae. Bases 1 to 237 code for a protein of 78 amino acids. The record is from RefSeq and is a predicted model, not a curated record. The transcript has 3 exons.
AUGUCGGACAGCGGCGAUGAGAUCUUGCAUAUAUGUAUGACAUGUGUUAUCCCUGUUACUGUCAAAUGGAGACGCGCCGGAUUGUAUGUAUUGCAAGGAAGAAAUCUCUUCCUGAAAGUGAGCAUGUUCUCUCGAGGCGAUUGGCACAGCUCUGGGUUUGGUGGGCGGCUAAUUGGAGGUGAUCAUUCUGCCAAGAGUUUUGACUUUGCCAUUUGCCUUUUGAGGGUGAAAAGAUGA